AAAUGUACUAGUGACAUUUGAACAAAAUCAUUCAACAUGUCGAAUUUAUUAAAUACUUGUUUAAUCCUUCCUUUCAUCGUCUUAUUAAUUUCCACCGAGAUCCAAUGUAAUCAGAGGAACCAAACGACAGUACAGCCUAUAAGAACUGCAAGGGCCACAAAUCAACCGGUUGUUUUAUCGACACCAAAGGAAUGUUUUCGUGACUGUGAUGGAGCACAACCACUUUAUUGUUACUAUCACUUCAAAUUGGAAUAUUUUACAACCAUGGCAACUCCUUGCAACAUCUGUCGAACGAACAGUUUUGAGAGAUCAAAGAAUCAAUCGGCUUGUGAAUGUAUCACGGGAGAUGGCUAUGAAAAAACUAUAUUUUCAAUCAAUCGUCAAUUUCCUGGCCCAAGUAUACAGGUCUGUCAACACGAUAAAAUUAUAGUUGACGUAGAAAAUGCAGCAGAAGGUACAGAUACAACAAUCCAUUGGCACGGAGUUUUCCAAAAGAAUUAUCAAUAUUAUGACGGUGUACCUCACAUAACUCAAUGUCCAAUUUCAGCACCUAAUACAUUUAGAUACCAAUUUGGUGUGGAAAAUGCUGGAACACAUUUUUAUCAUUCUCACUCAGCAUUAUAUAUGAUGGAUGGACAACAGGGACCUUUGAUAGUACGUUCGCCUAAGAGUCAGGAUCCUAAUAGAAAUUUGUACGACGAAGAUACAUUUGAUCACGUGAUAUUUUUGAGCGAUUGGAUGCAUUCAUUAGCAAUAGAACAUUUACCUGGAACAUUUGCUGUGAAGCCUGGUCAAACUCCUGAUAAUUUUCUUAUUAAUGGUCUAGGACAGUACACGGAUCCAAAUACAGGUACAACAAGUAAUACACAACUGGCAUACUUUAGCGUUGCUAGCGGUAAGAGAUACAGGUUCCGAAUGAUCAAUUCAUUUGGCACAGUAUGUGCGUCAGAAUUCUCUAUACAAAAUCACAAAUUAACUGUAAUUGCAACUGACGGUGAAGAUAUACAGCCAGUGGUAGUUGAUAAAAUUAUUAGCCUUACAGGUGAACGUUAUGAUUUUGUUUUGAACGCCAAUCAACCUAGCAGUUCAUAUUGGAUUCAAUUGCGAGGUCUUGAUGAAUGUGCGGCCUUAAAAAUUUCCCAAUUAGCUGUACUCGUUUAUGACAACAAAGUAGUUUUACCGCAAGCAGCUAGACCUACUUAUGAUAAUCCUAUAAGCACUAAUACUGACAUUGAAUUGAAUUCGUUAACUGGCAGAGAUUGUGGCAGUCAAACAUUGACAAAUCGCAUUUGUAUAAAUCAAUUAAAGUACGCGAAAAAUACACCCCAAACGGAACGAAAAACAUUCCCGGAUGUUCGUUUUUACUUACCUUUCAAUUUCUUUCAAUACAAAAAAUCAAUGUUUGCUCAAAACUCUGAAGAUAGGUUCUUUAUUGCCAAUGAUAGGACUGUAAUAACAAGUUUAGUUUCCAAUAUCAGUUAUUCUGAACCAGAUUCACCACCAAUAUCGCAAUACAACGGUUACGAACAGCUUUGCGGUCCUGAGAAAGUUUCUACUUGUACAACACCGUGCUUCUGCACACAUGUUCUAAAUAUUCCUUACAAUUCAUUAGCUGAAAUUUUGCUAUGUGAUGUAGAUGCGAGUCAAGGCUUACAUCAUCCCUUCCAUUUACACGGUUACAGUUUCCAGGUGAUGGCGAUAAGAGAAUUUAAUGGUAGUAAACCCAAUCUGACACAACGAAGUGAAUUCCUUCGAGACUACGACGCAGGUCUUAGAAGUGGUAGAUAUAAUCAACAAGCAAGAAAAGAUACCAUUAAAAUACCGGUUGGAGGUUGCGCGAUUAUACGUUUCUAUACGGAUAAUCCAGGAUGGUGGCUAUUUCAUUGUCAUUUCUUAUGGCAUACGGUAUCAGGUAUGGACGUAGUUGUUCAUGUAGGUGAUGAAUCAAAUAUGCCACCGGUACCACAAACUUUCCCGGUUUGUGGUAGUUACAAGCCGGAGGUGUAUAUUUAAAAUAUUCAAAAUCCAAAGAUUGCUGUAACAAAGUUUAUUCAUACUAAGCUAUCCAAUUUCUGACUACUGAUAU
Messenger RNA from Polistes dominula (European paper wasp), 2086 nucleotides. RefSeq names its product multicopper oxidase 3. Gene Ontology annotation, molecular function: oxidoreductase activity; copper ion binding. NCBI's taxonomy places the organism in Eukaryota, Metazoa, Arthropoda, Insecta, Hymenoptera, Vespidae. The record is from RefSeq and is a predicted model, not a curated record. Gene Ontology annotation, biological process: iron ion transport. Gene Ontology annotation, cellular component: plasma membrane.